Molecule: messenger RNA, 1063 nt
Organism: Phasianus colchicus (ring-necked pheasant)
Lineage: Eukaryota; Metazoa; Chordata; Aves; Galliformes; Phasianidae
Source: RefSeq, a predicted model, not a curated record
CCCACUUUUCCCACCCCCCCAGCUGCAGGGAACGCCUUCUGCCAGGCAGCACAGCUCCACCUGCAGCUGCAGAGCAAGCACGACUCAGCCACCAACUUUGUGGACGCAGGCAAUGCCUUCAAGAAGGCGGACCCCCAGGAGGCCAUUAACUGCUUGAUCCGGGCCAUUGAGAUCUACACAGACAUGGGCCGCUUCACCAUCGCUGCCAAACACCACAUCUCCAUUGCUGAGAUCUACGAGAGCGAGCUGGUGGACAUUGAGAAGGCCAUAGCACACUACGAGCAGGCUGCGGAUUACUACAAAGGAGAAGAGUCCAACAGCUCGGCCAAUAAGUGCUUGCUGAAGGUGGCCACGUAUGCGGCGCAGCUGGAGCAGUACCAGAAAGCUGUGGAGAUCUAUGAGCAGGUGGGCACCAGUGCCAUGGACAGCCCCCUCCUCAAGUACAGCGCCAAGGAAUAUUUCUUCAAGGCCGCGCUCUGCCACUUCUGCAUCGACAUGCUCAACGCCAAGCUGGCCAUGCAGAAGUAUGAGGAGAUGUUCCCUGCCUUCACGGACUCACGUGAAUGCAAACUGGUGAAGAAAUUGCUGGAUGCUCACGAGGAGCAGAACGUCGACGCCUACACCGAUGCGGUGAAGGAGUACGACUCCAUCACACGCCUGGACCAGUGGCUGACCACCAUGCUGCUGCGCAUCAAGAAGACCAUUCAGGGGGAGGAGGAGGACCUGCGCUGAGCCCCCCCCCCCCCGCCUCCCCCUGUACAGGAACCUCUGCCCCCUCCCCACUAUUUAAUUCUCGCAGCAAUUUGGGGUUUGAAGCUUUGGGGUCCCCCUCGCUGCUCCGGGACCAUGAGGGCUGGGGGGGGAGGGGGUCCCAAGAUCUCUGAGCCCACCACCCCCAAUUUGGGCAGAGCCCCCCACCACAGCCCCUCUUCUCCGGCUGCCCCACAGUUAUGGGGUGAGGAGGAGGGUGCCAGCCCCGGGGGGGUGGGGAGGGGGCUGCUGCAUCCCCCCCUUUGCUGUAGUGCCCCAUUGCGCCGUGGCCAAUAAACGUUGCAUGAGCGGA